Lingula anatina is the source of this 1347-nucleotide messenger RNA. RefSeq names its product CUE domain-containing protein 2. The record is from RefSeq and is a predicted model, not a curated record. NCBI's taxonomy places the organism in Eukaryota, Metazoa, Brachiopoda, Lingulata, Lingulida, Lingulidae.
UAGUUUCAAUGCAGCGGGUGUUUUGCAAAAAGAAAGCUCGCGAAUAUGUGUUUAGUUUUAGUAUUCUGCAAAAUGUGAACUUUAUAUUGUUUUGCUGCCAAGAUAACAAGGGAUAUUUGUAAUUAAGGUGUUCCUUACGUGCAGUUUGGUGCUUUUCUUGAGUGUGGACAACGGAUUGUUCCAAUACGUACACCUACUGCUGAUAACUGACUGAGUGUAGUAAAACAUAAGGACAUUUGGCCAGAAACCGAGAUGAGAAAGGAGAAAGUCGUCAAAGAUUCUUUAUUUACGUUUUUGCAGCAAGAGGCAACGGGUGUUUCAAUCAGUGCUGUGGAUGAUAUAGUCCUUAAUUACAUAGUCAGUGUAUUAGAGGACUUGGGUACAGAAGGCAUUGAUGAAGAAGGAUUUGAUAUUGAUGAAUUCUGUGAAAUGAUCACUGCAUAUUUACCAGGAUUCGAAGAUGUAGAUAGUUCCAAGGUUUGUGAAUGGAUAUUCACAUUAGCAAAAAGACUUGCUGAAGUUCAGAAUGAAGUGCCCACUACAGCAACAUCAACAAAUAAAGAUGAAGACAGAAACUCCAAUUUUCAUAUACCUGGAAAGCCAAAGGACAAGUCUGUUUCAGCAGAUUUAGAUACAAGUGAAACCACAACAAUAUCAGCACUAUCACAAAAACGAGCUCACAGUAUAUCAGAGACAUCUGAGGACUCAGUAGAUUCAGUUGGAGCUGCUGCUCCAAGUUUGGACUCUCAAGAUCACGUAGAACAAGCUCAGGUGUCAUUACUACUAGAAAUGUUCCCGUCUUCCUGCAGUAUAGAGGUCACUCACUGCCUCAAGGUGGCUGAGGGGGACCUUGAUAGGGCUGUCCAACUGGUUUUACAUAGAAUAGAGACGGGGGAACAGCUAACAAAGAAGACAAAUAAGAAGAGUGCUAAAAGAAACCCAACAGUAUUAGUAGCUGCCGAUGGUAUAAAAGAUGCAAUAGUUUCAAGGUAUGGGUAUGUGGAUGAAGAUGAAGACAAAAGAACCCAUCAACCAACAUUACCCAAACAGGAGCCUAAGAAGCUUGUAAUGUACAGAGACAGCCAGGUAGUGAGCAAAAGAGGAGAGAAAUUCUCUGAAGUCAAGAGAGAUGACUCUGAAGAAAUGAAAAAGACUUAUGUAAAUCUGAAACCAGCCAGGAAAUACAGGUUUCAUUGACCUCCAGGUGCAACUAAUGCAAUUUUGUCACUUCUGUCACCAUUAUGUCACAUCUAACACAUGUCACUGCCAUGGAAAGAAUCCAUGUGCUAAUUGUAAUUUUUAUAAAGACAUUUUCAGGCCUACCCAACUACCAGACUCGGCACAUAA